Molecule: messenger RNA, 19177 nt
Organism: Bombus huntii
Lineage: Eukaryota; Metazoa; Arthropoda; Insecta; Hymenoptera; Apidae
Product: trichohyalin
Exons: 23
Coding region: 3108-11783 (2891 amino acids)
Biological process (GO): maintenance of presynaptic active zone structure; regulation of synaptic plasticity; neuromuscular synaptic transmission
Cellular component (GO): cytoskeleton of presynaptic active zone
Molecular function (GO): structural constituent of presynaptic active zone
Source: RefSeq, a predicted model, not a curated record
GACUGUUCAAAGUUUGGAAUUUUAUAAAGGUCGCUUUAGACGAAAGCUAUGUACGUUUGCCGCAUUUUACAUUUAUCGUGAUAUUCAAUGCAUUGUUUGUUAAAAGAUAUUCUUAAAAAAUAACUUUAGGAAAUAGUUAUAAAGGACGGAAAGACGAUAUUAUAUCUAUGUUCUUGGACAGGGGUGCCCUAGACGAUUGGCCACCAUUCAUGAUCCGGUGGUGCGUUUGUCAGCCUUUUAACUCUUCAUUCACCAGCCAUUGACAAUCGUAACGAAACGAAUUGGUGACGGUUCUCAUCGUUUUUCACCGAUGGUACAGAACACGUCGCUCAACUCUGUGACCGUCCUCGUUUAUCGUCGUGCAAUUACGCCCACAGCGAUAAAUCUUGCAAAUUUUUCAUUCUCGGUGCUCGAGAACCAAUAACGUCCACCCCAAGUCAAAUUACGUCGGAUUACUUGCAUCAAAACCUGCAUCAAAACCGAACUUCUGACACGAAACGAUAUUUGCAACAACAAAUUUCAACCCUUGGAACUAAAAUAAACCCUGGAACGGCCUUUCACCCCGAAGUGAGGUGAAACAAAAGUUGGCCGAGUCGGAAAAAGGCAAAGAACAACGUGGAUCUCCGUGAAAUUCCUCCGGACAAAGUUUUCCCAUUAGAGACCGCUCCCCUUCUAUCCGGCAGAAGAGCGGAUAGGCAAACAAAACCCGUAGGAAGAGGAAACGUAAGCCGUCGAAUCGUCCCGAGCUGGUCCAAAAAUCAUCCGUCGACCCGGCAUGGAUCUGCGCGCGCGCGCCGGCAACCAUCUGCGCAGGAGGGAGGACGAAGAAGUCGGCUGGUGGGGUGACGACGGUCGGGGAAUAUAGUCGGAGGGGUGUACGGUGGGGGUGAGCGCGAGGAAUCGAGCGAACGACGCGACGCGUGAUGCUCGUGCUCGCGAUAGUAGUAGUCCGUCGUAACGACGUCGAUGACGUCGACGGAGGGCGCUGCCGACGCGGUCCACUUAAUCGCUGCUAGUAGUAGUAGUCGGUGGUGGUGGUGGGAAUCGUAGUGGCGUGCGUACACGAGGCGACGCCGCGACGUGCUCGUGUGAUCACGGGGGUAGGGGAGAGGCUCGACAGCGUGCGCGCCGCUUUUGCCUGGAGAGAGGAGAGGAGAAGAGAAGAGAGUAGGAGAACGUAAAGAGAGAAGGAAGGAACGAGGCAGCCGGCGACGGUGAAACGAAAGGGUGGUUCGCUAGCGGUUACAGUUUAGUCCCGUGAGUGCGUGGUGUUGCGGCGUGUGGUCACCGAAUCGGCCGGUUGCGAGCGCGUUGCCUCGAACGAAACAAGAUCUGCCGGCACGCUUCCGGUCUCACGGAAGCAUCUAUCAAUCUCGGCAGCAUCGUGCGUGUACUCUGGCGCGCCGCCACGCUCUCUCGUUUCUUAGAAGGGUGUGCGAUCGCGCGAGCUUGUGUGUAUGUGCGCGGAGGGAAAAGCGAGGGCGAGCCCGAGGGCGAAAGAGAGAGAGGGCACGUAGGUGUGUGCGCGGCGGCGGCGGUGGCGGCGGCGGCGAGGUUGGUGGCGGUAGCGGGUAGAGAGAGAGUGGUGCACGGACGUGUGGCGGUGUCGAGUCGUGGUGGAUGGUGGAUAGUGGCGGUUCGGGCGGUAGGUCGGAUCGGUCGGUUGAUCGUCGUCUUCGUCGUCGUCGUCGUCGUCAUCGGCGUCGUGAUCGUCGUCGUGGUCGGUGACGAGGAGAGUACGAAGACAGAAGAGGGAGAGGAGAGGGUGAGAUAGAAAGGGGAAGGAGAGUGGAGGCGCGAGGGAGGAAGAAUAUAGAGGAACGCGAACACCGAGAACGUGGAGGCGAGACGAUCACGGGACCGGAGAGAAGAGACGCGAGGAUGAGAUCGAUAAGGAGGGAGCCGAGGUGGUACGGGUUUCGCGAAACGGGAACGCCGCGGCGCGUGUAGACACACGGCUGGUAAACAGACGCGCGUAAAAUACGCACGCACGCGCCCCGACCACUCAGCUCGCCCCGUGUUGGCAGAGGGUUCGCGGAAGAGAGUCGGUUCUCGCGACUGGACACCGCGACACGAACGGAGAUCAGGAACUCAGUCCCGUCCGAAGGAUUCGCGAGACGGAGGGCGAGGGAGAGAGGAGCGAUCGGAAGAGAUACGGAGGAAGAGGGAAGAUAAAGGAGAAUAUCGGUACGGUGCGCCGGUGGAGUACGGAUUCGUCGCGGAAACGGGAUCGUCCUCCUCUCUUUCUCUCUCCCCCUCGAUCUCUAUCCAUCUCCACUCGAUGGGCUUUGCCGGUGAAAGAAGGUCAAAGAUCGAUCGUCGAGUACGAGGGUCGUGACCUCACGCAUACACGGGACGAGCCACGCGUGCGGCACGGCUUUCCAGCAAGAAGGUGGAUCCUUGGCAAGGAAUAACAAGAGAAAGAAAGGAGAGAGAAAGAGAACUGACUUGCCGGUGAUUCGAGUUGGUUAAGGUGGAUCUGUUUAACGAUGAAGCCGAUCGAUCGCCGGACCUCUCUUCGAUCGACGCGUUAGGCGUUGUCGUCAAUGCUCGCCGCUCGCGGACAAACAUUUUCGCGUAGAGUAGAAGAGCUGCCAAACCGAUUCGGGACCACGUUGCGUGAAAAAUUGCAACGGAAACGAGAAUCUCGAGCGGCGGAUCGGCACUCGAUUGGAUGGACACCGUGGCAUAACAGGACGAUCGAAACGGAUCAUCGAGGAUCGGCACACGUGCCUGAAACGCGAAACACGUCGCGUGACGCGGAGAAUAUGCUCGUAUCUGAUCCGCGAAAAGUAACGAUAGAUCAACCCGAUUCGCGUAGAAAAAUCAUAGAACGCUAGAGAAAAACGAUAUUAGAAAGACACGACGAAAUUAUUCUCGGCGCACUCGAAUAAAUUACUCGCGCGAAGAAAGUAUCGAGAAAGAUCGACCAAUUUAUUAUCACGAGUCUUAAUUGUCGAGUUAUCCGAGGAGCAGCGAACGUAGAGAUAUAGUGAGCAAUCUCACGAAAUCCUCCACGAGAAAGCGGAAAGAGUAUUCGCGCGAACUGCGUACCAUUAAUCGGAGAAAAACGAUUGAUAGAAAGUAUAGAACGGAAUCGAGAAACAAUGUCGCGAGAUCCGUACUCGAGCGGAAGCGGAGUGGUCGGGCCAGGAGGCGGUACUCGUUCGCCCCGAAGCGGUCGUCGCGUAGGCGAGUUGCCCACUGUCGAUCGUAGCCCGUCGAGAAGCUACGCGAGCGGUCGUGGCAGUCCUUUGGGUCGCAAGAGAGGCACUCGUAGCGGGAACAACUCGCCGGAGCACCUCGGAUUCGGCAGCUACCAUCACCAUCAGCUGGGCAGUCCGUACUACUCCCGCGACGAGGACCUCGCCAGUCCCGUGAUGCUCGAGGAGAGGGGCAGGAGUAUGUCAACCGGGGGCGGUGGGGGCGGACAUCACAGAUCCAGAAGCGCCUCGAGACCCGCCAUGUCCAGCUCGGCGGGCAUGUCAGCGAGGUAUACCAGCCUUGAUCGUGCAUCCGCGGGUAUUCUCGAUCACGAUCGCGAGUUCGUGCCGAUACGCGAUCCUCGUGAACGUAGCCGCGAUCGUGGACUCUACCUGGAAGAUGAGCUGUACGGUUCGAGAUCGGCAAGACAGAGCCCGAAUACGCACAUGCUGCGUGACAGCGGUGGCUAUAUCGGUGAACUCCAACAUCAGAACAACGAUCUCCAACGAGAGCUCGGGAACCUCAAGAAGGAGCUCGAGCUGACGAACCAAAAGCUCGGCAGCUCGAUGCAUAGCAUCAAGACCUUCUGGAGUCCCGAGCUCAAGAAGGAGAGAGCACUGAGAAAAGAAGAGAGUUCCAAGUACAGCCUGAUCAACGAACAGCUGAAGCUGCUCAGCUCCGAGAAUCAGAAACAAAGUAUGAUGGUUCGACAACUGGAAGAGGAGCUGAGAAUGCGGAUGCGAGGGCCAAGCGUCGAGAUGCAACAGCAAAUGGAAGUUUUGUACAACGAGAACGAGCAUCUGACGCGAGAGAUCGCCAUACUUCGUGACACGAUCAAGGAACUGGAAUUGAGAAUAGAGACACAGAAGCAAACCCUGCAAGCUCGUGAUGAAAGCAUCAAGAAGCUGCUCGAGAUGCUCCAAAACAAGGGGAUGGACAGAGACCGUACGAAAAUCUGGACACCGAGCAGACAUACCAAGAGCUUCUCGUUGCUUUCUGCUGUUCCAGGAAAAGAGGAGGAAAGGAUCAUGUUCCAGCAGAUGCAGUCGAUGGCCCAGAAGCAGGAGCUCAAAGCCACGAACGAGAGCCUGAAGAGUCUGCAGACGCAGCUGGAGCUGGCGUACGCGUCGACCGCGUCAUCCGGAGCAGCCGUGGCGGGCGGAAGUGCUGGUGUCGGGCUAGGUAGCGUAUCAGGUGCAGGCGGUACUGUCCUCGGAGGUAGCGUGGCGGUUCCAGGCGGCGUGCCCGGUAGCACCACCCUGACGGCCAUCUUGGAGACAAAAGACGCGCGCAUACAAACCCUGGAGAAGGAGGUGGCGUUACUCGAGGCCGAGUUACAGCGUAUUAAGGAAUGCGGCGGUAGACUAAGGGAGCAGUUGCUGAAAGCGACCGCCGUGCCUAGUAGUAGCGGGGGCUGUAGUGUACAGCAACAAACGAUAACGGAACAGACGCAACAGCAACAACAAAAUAAGGUUACCGCGGGAGGUAUCGAGUCGCAUGUGCGGCAGGGAUUGGUAACGGCCAUGGGUGGUCCGCAGCAGCCCGGCACGUUGGCCUUGGCCAGGGGACCGUCCGUGAUGACCUCGCUGGUACCGUAUGGUCACUCGUCGUCCUCGGCAUUAACCAGUUCAUUGCUUGCCGGUUCGACAGGUGGGACCACGAGCGGCGGAGGCGGUGGGGGCGGUUCCUCGUGCCUUGGCGGCAUCUCGUCGGGCGCUGCCACCGGCGUGGUCAAUCCCUAUACCGAUCGUUACGCCGAUCAUCAUCUCCAUCAGCUUCAUCAUCAUCCUCAUCAUUAUCAGCAUCAUCUCCAUCAACACCAGCAGCAUCAACAGCAGCUGCAGUUGCAGCAUCAGCAGCAAAUGCAGCAACACUUGAAACAUAUUGAGCCUGCGGCGCAGGGCGCACUGGCUCUACACGCGCACACCUUCAACAAGCACGACAUGAACUUCAAACGGCAACUGGACGAGCUCCGGACCGAAGUGCAGCGUAGGGAUCAGGAACUACUCGCAAUGUCCGCCAAGAUGAAAACCCUCGAAGAGCAGCAUCAGGAUUACCAACGGCACAUCACCGUGCUCAAAGAGUCGCUCUGCGCCAAGGAAGAGCACUACAACAUGCUGCAGGCUGACGUGGAGGAAAUGCGGCAGCGGCUCGAGGAGAAGAACCGGAUGAUCGAGAAAAAGACGCAGGCCGCGAUGCAGGCGCAACAGGAACGCAAUCGUAUGAACACCGAGCUGACUGAGCUCAAGGAUCACAUGGACAUCAAAGACAGGAAGAUUAACGUGCUUCAGCGUAAGAUCGAGAAUCUAGAGGAUCUGCUGAAGGAAAAGGACAACCAGGUCGACAUGGCCAGGGCGCGUUUAACGGCAAUGCAGGCGCACCACUGCAGCAGCGAAGGUGCCCUCAGUAGCCUCGAGGAGGCGAUAGGAGAUAAGGAGAAGCAAAUGGCACAAUUACGGGAACAGAGGGACCGGGCGGAACAGGAGAAACAGGAAGAAAGGGAAUUACACGAGAGGGAAAUCGCCGAGUACAAAAUGAAAAUACACGCUCUCGAGUCCGAAGUUGAGAAAUUGGGCGCCCGUUUGGAAAGAGCACAAGCAGAAAAAGACCGACUGGAAGCGAAGCUGGAAAGUUCACAGUCGGAGCUCGGCAAGAGCAAAGCCGAACUGGACAAGGCUGCGUCCGAGGUUGGUCGUAGCGGAGCCGACUGGGAGGCUGCCAAACAGAGACUGACCAGGCUCGAACUGGAAAACGAAAGACUCAGGCACGAUCUCGAAAGGUCUCAGAGCACUUACGGCAGAAGCACGCUGAAUUCCUCUCAGGAAAUGGACAGGAUCUCCGAAAGAGCCGAGAAGACAGCCGCGGAACUCAGGAGGGCUCAGGCUGAGCUCAGGGUCACGCAGGCUGACAACGAAAGAGCUAGGGCUGAAGCUGCUGCUCUGCAAGAAAAGGUGGAAAAGAGUCAAGGUGAGGUGUACAGACUGAAGGCCAGAUUGGAAAAUGCUCAGGGUGAACAAGAGAGUCUUCGAGAUGAAUACGAUCGAGCACAGGCUUCGGUGGCUCGUCUGCACUCGGAACGGGACAAGGCAAUCGCGGAACUUGAAAAAACACAAGAGGAACUGGAACGGACACAGGCUACUCUGGGCAAGGCACAACUUCAACAGGAUAAAUUGCAAAAUCUACUGGACAAAACGCAAAGUGAAGUGGACAAGCUUCAAGAGAAAUUGGAUAAAACGCAAACGGAAAUUCGCAGGAUGCAAAUGGAAAAGGAAAAGCAGAACUACGAUUUCGAAAACUUGCAAAGUCAACUGGACAAAGCGCUCGGCCAAUCGACAAGGAUGCAGAAAGAACGGGAAACGAUUCAAUUGGAAGUUGACCGGUUGCAGGAUAAGUACGAGAAAGCUCAGAUGAUAAUGCAACGACUACAGAAGGAGAGGGACAACUUUCAGGAAGAAACAGAGAAACUGCACGAGAGGAUAGAGUUCCUACAGAAUCAAAUAGCGAAAAUGCAACGGGACAAGGAGAACGUACUAUCGGAACUCGAAUUAGUUAAAGAGAGAUGGGAGAAGGCUCACAAUUCUCACCAGAAGUUAACCCUUGAACGAGACGACGCUAUGACUGAAAUCGAAAUCCUGAAGGAGAAACUGGAGAAAGCGCAAUACUCGAUGAACAAGGCUCACGAGGAACGGGAGAACGCGAACAAGGAGUUCGAGAAGAUGCUGGAGAAGUACGACAGAGCCCAGAGCGAGGUGUAUCGGCUGCAAAAUCGCAUCGAAGUGAUGGAAGCUGACAAAGACAGGCUAGAGCUCGAGGCGGAAAAGCAACAGAUGUUGGCAUCGAAGAGUCGCGACGAGGCAAGGAAAGCCCAAGAGGAAUUGGCCCGCGUGCAAGAGAUGUACGAUCGAGCGGCUCUCCAAUUAGGUCGCACGAAGGAACACGAAGAGAAAUCGAAGGAAGAUCUAGAUAGGUUAGCGGUGGAUCUGGAAAUGGUACGGGAACGUUACGAGAAAUCGCAGAUCGAGCUACGCAGGUUACAGAACGAAAGAGAGAAACUUGUAGCUGACAACGAGAGGAUCAGUUUCGAAUUGGAGCGCGCUCACUCCCAGUUGACCAAGGCUCAGGCGGCGACAGAUAAGACGCAGGAGGAGUUAGCACGAAUGCAACUGGAGAUAGAAAAGAUGUACGAGAAACACGACAGGCAGCAAGCCGAAGUGAGGAAGGCGCAAGCGGAGACGGAGCGGCUGCGAGUGGAGGCUGAGAGCGCGCGCGAAGAGUGCGAGAGGUACGCGACCAGGUUCGGCAAGUAUCAAGAAAGCCAAGAACGGCAGAAGGAGGAACACGAGUGGGCGAAGCUGGAGGUGGAGCGGCUCCGCGAUCGGCUGGAGAAGGCGUUGGCGGAACUUGAACGCGCGAGGAAGGCCGAGCAGGACGCCUCGAGGCUGCGCGCCGAUCUGGAACGUGCGGAAGGGGUGCGAGGUAAAUACCAGUACGAGCAAGAGAAGUGGCAAAGCGAGGGUAGUAGGCUACAACAGGAGGUGGACAAGCUGCGCGAACGCCUGGAGGGCCGUGAGUCGGAGCUGAAGAGGACGCAGUCGGGCAACGCCGAGCUCGAGGCGAAGCUGCACGAGACGCAGCUUCAGCUCGAGCGGGCGCGCGAGGAGACCAACAAGGCGACUGCGGCGCAGGAGCGGAAUCGCGGCGAGAUCGAACGCGCUAGAAUCGAAACCGAGAAGAUACGCGAUCGUCACGACAAGGUGAAGGCGAGAGCGGACGCCCUGGAGGCGGACAACGAGAAGCUCCGCGUCGAGAUUGUACGGCUCGAGAGACUGAUGCAAACCGAGGGUAAGACCAGAUCGGAGAGCGCGAGCAUCGAGGUCGAACGGCUGCGCGCCAGCCUCGACAAGGCGAUCGUCGCGCGCGAUCAGGUGGAGCUCGAAGCGGGCAGGCUGGCCAAGGAACUCGAGAAGACGCACAUGCAGACGGCCAAGUAUCAGGAGGCCGCAGAGGCGAACAAGAAGGAGCUCGAACGGCUAGCCGCGGAGAUGCAGCUGCUCAGGGACGAACGGGAGGCACUCAGGCAGGAACUGAGACGGGUGCAACAGCAGCAGCAACAACAACAACAGCAACAACAGAUCGCUGGCAGCGAGGAGAUAGCUCAUUUACAGCACGAGCUGCAGCUCGCUCAACGGGAACGCGACAAGAUGGCCGCGAUCCUCGAGAAUCGAGAGAAACACUCGGAGAAGAUCGAGAAGGUGAAGGAAAAGCUCGAGGCGGAGGCGAAACAGCUGCAAGUGGAACGCGAUCAAUUGGUGAUACAGCUAGAGAAAUCGCAGGAGAUGCUGGUCAACUUCCAGCAGGAACUGAACACGAACGAAGCGGAGCUCGAGCGUCAACGCGAGGAGGUUCGCCGGUUGCAGCAGAUGCAACAACAGAGGGUACACGCGCAGACGCCGGAUAGAGCCGCGAAGGAGGCCCUCGAGGCGCAGAUGCGAGAGGUUCAUCGGCUGAGCCAGCAGGUGCAAAACCUGACUCAGGCCCAGACGAAGGAACGACAGAGGGCCGAUCAGGCCGAGAAACGCGUGCAAGAACUUCAGAAGCAGAUCGUCUCGAGGGAUACGAGCGCGGCUGCCGGUGGCGUGAACGAGGCACAGCUCGAACAAUGGAGGAAGCUAUGCGAGACGGAGAAACAACGGGCGGACGCGGCCGAGAGGCAGGCUGCUGAGCUACAAAAACGUAUCCAGAACACCGAGAGGCAGCUACACGCUCAACAACAGCAGAUCCAGCAGAUGCAGGUGACGAUGCAGCAGCAACAACAACAGCUACAGCAGCAGCAACAGCAUCCGCAACAAAACGGCCAGGAGGUCGCCAGGUUGAAAAAGGAGCUCGAGCGCGCGCAAGAGAACGUUAAGCAGGCAGGCGUCGAGCGCGAGCGGUUCCAGGAACAGCUCGAAAAGCUGUGCCAGGAACUGCACAAAUAUCAGGUGGACUUGCACGAGGCGAACAAGAAACUCCAAGCUGGCGCCGCGAAGGCUGGUAUCGAUACUACUCAAGAGAGAAGACAAUUGGAGGAGCAGAGACGCCAAGUGGAAGAACAGAGAAAGCAGAUGGAAGAACGAGCGAAGUCCGUAGAUCAGAAAGCUAGAACGAUAGAGGAGAAGGAGAGGACGCUCCAAGGUCUCGACCAAGACCUAAAGAAACGGAAAGCGAAGAUGGAUCAGUUGGAGCAGCAGUUACAAAGAAGCGGUGGGUCGCCGGACAAGAGGUUGGCGGAAAUGCAGAAGGCUCUCGAAAAUUCCGAGAAGGAGCUGGAAAAGGCGAAAGAAGAGUCGACCAGAAGCUCAGCCGAGACGGAAAGGUUACUGCACCUGAUGCAGAUGACUCAGGAAGAGCAGAAUGCCAAGGAGAGACAAAUCAGAGAACUUCAAGAUGCACUCAAAGCCGCACAAGCCAAGUUGAAACAAGCCGCAACUGCACAGCAACAAGAGCCAGAAACCUCUGGAACCGCUCUCCAAAACGCCAGGGAACGCGAGGAAUCUAAGAAAAUGGAGCUGGAAACGAAAGACCGGCGAAUAUCGGAACUAGAACUGAAGGCAUCCUCCCUGGAGAAAUUGCUAAAGGAGCAAUUUGCUUGUUCGAAGAAGAUGAAGGACGCUAAGAACUUUAGUUUGGAGGAUAACGAGAGCUGGAAGAAGGAGUUGGAACUGAAGAACCAAAAAAUUGCCGAACUGAAGGAUCAACUGGCAGUCUGUAAAAGCGUGAAGAACAGUGACAACGAAUGCACCCAAAACUUGAAAUUGACGGAUGAACUAACGGAAGAGAAGGAGACCUGGAGGAAGGAGAUGGAGGUGAAGAACGAACGCAUAUCGCAGCUGGAAGACGAAAUAAAAACCCUCAAGUGUUCAAGGGUGGAAUCAAAAAAAUGCAAAGACAACGAACCUAAAGUACAAGAUAACGACGAGACCUGGAAAUUAGAAAUUGAAACGAAGAACCGACGAAUCGUUGAGUUGGAGCAAGAAAUGGAGUCCCUGGAGAAUUUCCUCAGGGAACACGCAGACACCGAAAGCGUACGAGAUCUAGAGGUUGUAAUCGAGAGGAAAUCGAGAAGAAUAGAGGAACUGGAGGACACUGUGGCUGAGUUCGAGGACUUUCUGAAGCAGAAUCCCGAUGUAAAAGAGCUGCAUGAUCUUCGUUGUCAAGUGACCGCUGGGAAUAGACGAAUUCAGGAAUUGGAGAGGUGGAUUCAAAAGAACGGCGAGAAUAGAGAAUCUAGAAUCAAUCAGGAAAGAGUUAUCGAAUUGGAAGAGAUGGUCACGCAGUUAGAAGAGUACGUGAGGAAGCACAACGUGGAUGUGUUGAAAAGAAAGUUACAAGAUCGUGAGUGCAGAAUCGAUCAGUUGCAAAGUCGAGUUGGAUAUUUGGAAAAGGAACUGUUGAAAGUCGAAGAAAACCAUCGAGGAAAAGAAACACAAAAGGACCAUGAAGAGGAAGGGGCGACUAUGAAACCAGACGAUCCUCCUUGCGCUCAAGCGAUCCAAUGCGCAGAGGUGCUUGAAACGGAACAAAAGAUGAGGAAGAUGGAGCUUGCCAUAUUUGAGAAGGAUAACAAGGUUCAGGAAUGCGAACAGCAGAUCGUCGAAAAUAAAGAAGAAAUAACGAAACUCGAAAAACAGGUAGCUACUCUGAAAAAAGAACUAAGUGAAUACGACGAUAUCGGGGUUCUAAAGGAAGAAAUCAGAGUGAGGGAUGAGAGGAUUCAACAAUUGGAGGAUGAAGUAGACUCUCUCGAAAGAGCCUUCAGCGAAAGGAUCGAUUUGGAGCAAAUUGAGGAACUGGUAAAUGUGAUCAAGGAGAAGGAAGACAAGGAACGACAAUUUUCGAAAGAAUUGACGGAGAAAAGGAACAGGAUCGAGGAGCUCAGCGAAGCUCUUCGCGAAAGCGUUGUCAUUACAAGCGACAGCGAAAGAAAAUUACAAAACGAGGAGAAAAUGAAGAAGGAAGCUCUUCAAAGGAUAGCUAAGCUGGAACAAAGAAUUGCCUCGAUGCAAUCCGCUUCAGCGUUAAAGUGCAUUACUUGUCAACCCCUUCUUUCGAAACUGCACAAAUACGAGAAGAAACUUAGAAGUUUUACCGAAGAGAGAACCAUGCAACUCGAAGACCUUCGUCAAAUGAAACGAGAAGCUCUGAAAGCAGCAGUCUCCGAGAAAGACGCACACUUGGCUCUGCUAGAACUUUCAGGGCUAAAAACUGUUGCUCAAUCCGAGCAAGCGGAUCAACUGAAAGCAGAUAAGAAGAGAUUAUUGGAGAAGUUGAAGAAAGAGGAUGAAGAAAGCAUCGAAUUAUCGGUGGAAUCUAGCCCAUUUUGUUCAGAGGGAACGCUACAACUACUCACGAAGAUUUUGGAAACAUCCGACGACGACGAAGAAGAAACAUCGAACGGUCGUCGCAGUGAUUCAAAUUCCCCAAGACCGGCUACGACGAACGGCGACAGUUGUGCUGAUUCAAAGAAGACAUCGAAGGAAUUGGAAUCGAGAAGCAAACGAGAGCUGGCGGGCAAGAGCCACCAACAGGAUAGCAGAUAAGUAGACCAGGCCACGUACAAUCGUAACGAAUGUAGAAAGCGGAAACGCUAUCGAUCUUCUUCGUUUCUUCGAUGUUGUCACGUGCACACACACACGCAACCGUAGAAGCCAUCUAGAGCAUUUCUAGAGCCUUAGAGAAAAAGCAAAAAAUCGGCAAACAGGCAACCAAGAUACCUCAUCGACAUCGACAGCGACAAUACAACAGACAGCAUCCCCGUGUCGUUCAUCAUUCAUCAUUUAUUAUCAUCACGAUCAUCAUAAUCAUCAUUAUCGUCAUCCAUCACUUUCAUCCACAGUACCAUCGUCCACGUUGCCCUUGCUACAAUUACAAGGAAUCGGCCAAGGAGGAUCGUUCAAUGGGGCACUGGUAGCUCACGAUCAGUUUUAUCGAAUUAAAUUAUACGUGGCUACACUUUUGCCUGGAUUUUCCAGAACAUAAGGCAAGAUCGAUCGACGAAAUAACAUGUUCGAUCGAUCGGAAGCGUCACUAAAAAGAACGCGCGUGUUCGUAAUUUGUAUCGUUUCGAUGUAGCGAGCGAUGCGUCAAAGUGCAGAAGUUAUGUUUUACGAAGCUCAACGGAUUUUUUCAGAGGAGUUUGCUCAUUAAACGAUAAAACGAAACAGGGCGUCAAUGGAAGAUCGGCUACACUUGUUACGAUAGUAUUUAGGUAGUUUUCCAGUAGAUGAGUUGAUUGCAUGUCCCAGAAUCAUCCGUGGAUGCUCUGUUUCUGAUACGAAUAAUAUACGUUUGUUGAUUGGUUGACAUUAAUUUUUUUAUAAUUACGACGUCGAGUUUCGUUCGGACUUAGAUUUUUAUCAUUUUUGCUCUAUAUAGAAAUAAAAUGAUAUUAGAGAAGGUGAACACGACGUAAGGGUAGCAGAACGUAUUUCAUCCUUUGGACAGGUGACUAUAAUUUGAAUAUCAAAGAGAAAAGACAGACAGUAAAGGAAAAUAGAAUCACCCUUUCGAUAUUAAUUUAAAAAACUUGACGUAUACUUGUCCGUUAAUAAUUAGGAGGAACGAAUUUAAUGCUAUAGGAAGUUACUUGUCGAUCAAUUCUGCGAGCAUCGUACCCCCUUCUGUCAUUAAUAUUUUCCCACUGCCGCAGAAAAGAGCAAUCGAUCGAAAGAGAAAACGAGCAUACGAACAGUUUCACUCCUUUCUAUUUUUUUGGAUUUUACGUCACGGUGUCCAAAGAUCGUCGUUGUAUAACGAGCGCUAGAACUCUAGUUGAAGGAAACCGAAAAUAAAAAGAUAGUAACGAACGAGUAAAAAACAAAAGAAAAUAAAAAAGAACGGAACAGAAGAUAUAGUUAGAUCGAAGAUAUAGUUAAGAACGAAAAUAAAAUACGCAGUACGAGCGAUAACCUGCGAACUUCCAUUGAAGCAAUGACGUAUGCGAAUGGGCCGAUAUUGUUUCGAGGUUUAAUGGAAUACACGAGGGCGACUGAAAGGGAAAUUCGAGUCGUGGCGCUGAUUAGCUUUCAAGAUGACAAUAAACGAACGUUUCGUGCAUGCUCGAUGAUCUUGCGAUGCAAAGAUUAAAAAACGAAAAAAGAAACAAAGGAAGAACGAAGUAAAAGAAAAUUCGGACGCACGAAAAAAACGCACUUUUCUCUCCCAUCGGAGGAUUCGUAGAUCUAUCGUUCCGAAUCUUCAACGCUGUAGACAACCUGUAGAAAAUAUUGAUCGUGAAAAAUCGAGCACGAGUUAAACGAGAGAUUUUCUUCUAGGUUCGUAGAAUCAAAACUUUCAUCGACUGGACUACGUGUGUAUCGUGUGAUAGAUAAUUUAUGGCAUCGUUACAGAGGGUGUAAUGUACAUAUUAAUCGUGAAUUACUCUACGAACGUAUGUAUACAGUUGUAGAAUACUAUUAUAAAUGCGUCAUUGGUAUGUUAACCGAGCUACGAUUAUGGUAAUGCGUUUAGAGAACUGUUAACGCAUGAACGACUUCCAUAUAGUUUCUCAGCCCCAUUUAUUCGUCUAUUUUAUGUUGACAGUCGUGCAAAUAUUUAUGGAAAUUGUUGGAAAGCCUUCGUUCGUCGACCGAUAGAACGAUAUUUAUUGAAUAUUGUUAUGAGAUCUUUACACGUGUAAAUAGUCACGAGUAGAUACGUAUAUCUAUAGAUGAGAUUUAGAGCAUUUAUAGCAAUUUCGUGUGAAGUAUGUUUACGAUUUGUUUUACAAAAAUCUGGAUCCCUCCAGUUUAUACUUAUUCUUCUUUACACUGUUUCGUCUUCUACGUCUUUUAGAUAUUGUUGCAACUCUUCAAAGUUCAUCAGUUUAAGCUAACGUUAUGGCUUAAUUAUUUAAUUUUCUUUUCUUUUCUUCUCAAACCAGUUAAAAGGAGCAUCGAAUAAAAAUGACUAUCGCUCCUUUAAAAAUAAGUUUUUCUCUGAAAAUAGUCUAUAUGAAAGCAAGUUGCACCGAUAUCUAAUCGAGCUUCAAAUAGAAAGCCUAACGGUGUGUUGAUCGAAUGAAACGCGUCGAUUUUACUUCAGACUCUAUCUUCUAUCGAAAAAUUGUUAAAACGAACCACUAUUACCAUUUAUUAUUCUGUACUACUAGUUCCAAAAAUAAUGCUCGAUCGCAUCCACGAAACCAAAGCAAAUAUACAAUUGGUACGAAAUCAUCGAGCGUUUUCUUCGUGCGUCGUCGAAAAACGCAUCCAGGACACAUGUAGGGCUACAACGAUUGUCUAGACGAAGGAAGGAGAUCAGAGGCGUGCCCUUUUUUUGAAGAAGGGACGCGUGUCGAAGAGACACCGGUUAAAGUCACUGUUUCCGAAACGAAGUCGAGGCACUAAGCCCUUCGUGAAUUCAGGUAGUCAACUCGAUGAUCUCCGAUGAUUAUCAUAAACUACGUUCGACGAGAAAACGAUGGACCGAAGUUGUUGGACGCGAGCGUACGUCGUCCGUGUGUUCGUAACGCGUUAUGAUAAUCGUCGCGAUCGUCACAAUUUCGCAGGAUCCGUUCUCGAGAGAGUAUUUUUUCUCGGCAUGCAGCGAGUAAGAAUUUUCAGCGACUUAUUUGGUACAGCACUGAACAGGAGAGCUAAGAAAGGAGUAUAAAACCCGAGGCACUAAAAAGGACAGAGAAACUAGAAACGAGUCGUUUGUACAUAGUCGUGUGUCGAUGUUUCUCCGAUAGCCCUGCUCAUGAUGACAAAAAAAAAAAAAAAAUAGCGCGCCCACUUGUGGUCCCCGCUGGUUCUGUACCCAUUCCCAAGCAUACAGCUAGUCUAGAGUUACCUGUAUUAUGUGUACACAUAGUUAUAUCUCGUUAAACGAAUUUGUCGAGCAUUUAACACAGUCUAACCUACGAAUGCUAACGCCAGAUGCAUGAUUAUUGUAUACCGGGCCGCGAUUUCGCGCGGGAACGAAGGGACACGCGACCAGCAAAGGAAGCAAGAGCACGUCCAACGAAACCGUGUAAAAUCUUCGCUAGAAAAAGCGUUAAUGCGUUAACCAAGCCGAUAGAGACGGACGAUAAGUGAAACGUUUCGCUGCGAACGUGCGAUUCUUUCUUCGAGUCGAACAUCCCAGGCCAUCGUGUUGCGAAUUGAACGAAAAAUCUGCGAGCUAUCACAUGGAUGAAGUUCGUCGUUUCGAGCUUCGAGGGGAAAGGAAAUUUCAUGAAUGAUUAAAAAUACGAACGGCGCAUUUUUCGUCCAGUGUCCGCUCGCCGCGUAUACAUAUUAUAUAUAAAUGAAGUAUACAUAUAUCGUCGUGUCUGCCGUACGAAGAGUUAAGUGACAUGUUGAAAGUGUAAAAUUUUAUCGUUAAUACUUUAAAAAGAUGCUCUCUUUGAUUCGUCGAUAAAACGCUCUUUCUCGUUGCUAAUACACGACACACCUUUUUCCCGUUCGAUCUCUGACGCGAACCUUUCAAACAAAACGAACCAUCCUUUCGAAAGACUUAACACUCGCGCGAAUUCUACUGACCUAGAAGCUAGAUCACGUUGGAAUCGAUGGGCAUCGGAUCGUAAACAGGGCAGACAAUCGUCGAGAACGACAUUAUAAGCGAGAAUUAAACGCGCAGCAAUACCUCAUCGAACGGCUUCUCUGCCCUGUGCAAUCGGAAAAACGGCGUUGGAAUUUUGGUCACCGACUUGCAUCCAGUCGGAGGAAUAUCCUACUUUCCCUCUCGGCUCGAGCGUUAUUAAAUAGCGUAAGACUAGCGUAUGGAGCACGCAGUCUCUUAAUUCGUUUCCUAUGCGUCCGUUAAAAUCGUCGGCGCUCUUACUCAUUAGACGCUGGCAGAAUCGUAGUUUUUUAAUUCUUUAAAUUAUAUUCGAUCGAAAUGGAACAAUUCAACGAACAUGAUGAAAGGUAAACGUUAAAAUUUCUUUAAAAAAUAAGCGAGGGCGAAGACUCUCUGGUAAAAUUUGUUGAGACAUUCUAAGGGAAAUUUAAUCCAGACAAUCGAACGACGACGAAACUGACCAAGCCAACCAAUAAUGAUAAUCAAAGACACUUACUUCUUACCUGAUCUACUUCGUUUCUGUGAAUCCUAAUUUUCUAAGCGCGAAAUAUUCUUAUUCGAAGCUCUUACAUAACGAUAGCUCGAGAUUAUUUCAGAGGGUUUUCGUUCUUCGGUUCUGAUCUAUGUUCUCCGAAUUAUCGAGUCGAGAGAAGGACAGGAAAAGAGAGAAGAAAAGGAAUAAAGGUUAGUAAACGUGUGCCACCGUCAUAUCAAGCCUAUAUCAUCGUGUUACAUUAUACAUAUUAUAUAUAUAUAUAAUAAUAAUAAUAAUAUAUAUAUAUAUAUAUAGCUAAGCAGAAAAAAAAUUAAUAUUAUCGUUAAUUGACACAAUUGUUAACGUGGAGUGACUGCGUUUUGUAUGCAUGUGUGUGUGUAUGCGUGUCUGUAUGUGUGUGUAUUGGUGAGCAAACAAAUAAAAGAAGUCUUUCUUUCGAUCGCUCGAGAAUUGAGAUGGCCUGAGAGCAAGUUUUCAAAUCUUAAAGAUCUUCUUACUGGCACUCUUUAUUGUCCGAAAUAUUAAACUAAUCACUUCAAUCAGUAAUAAAACAAUCACUUUGACAUUUAUCAUCGUAUCGUCUUUAUUAGAGAUUUUAAAAAAGUUUGUAACCGUAGGAUGUAAUCCCGCUUUAAUAAUUGAUUAAUUAUCUUGAAUUUUAAGACUGUUUAACGAAUAAAUGAACAGGCGAAUGCGGCGAAAAGCUUCGAUAUUACAACGUUCUAUUUAAAAAUAGUCUGUCCUCCGAGAUACAUUGAGUAUUUAACGAAAGAUAUAAAAAGAACGACUGACGAAUGUGACGAGCAGAAUUUCUCGACCAGUGCGUCGGGAUUCUCGCUAAUAAUACGAUUAACGCUAUUAAAAUCUCUUUAAAAACGACGUAUAACGAAAUGCGGCUUCAAAUACGAAUACUAGGAAGAGCGAGUUUCGUUACUUUCUCCCAUCUUCGAACUUGAAAGAGGAAUCAGUAACAAGAUGAAACUAACCCUUUAUUUGGAAACGCUAGGACAAAUUUAAUAAUUCCUUUUAGAUUAUUCUUAGAAACGUAUACUCUACUUGAAUGAAAGAUGGCCAAACUUCGAAAUCAUACAACUUGAUAGCUCGUUAGGCGAUACGAAUCUUUAGAACUCAUAAUUAACUACAUUAAAAUCUAUGUUUCUAAAAGUAGGAAAUAGAAACUUAAGGGUUUCUUGAAACCAAGUAACGGAUCGACAGAUUGCCCAGCGAGGAAUUGCUAUAGGACAAGAAUCUGAGCGAGCAGGGCUACCUACCAGCCCUGCAGCUUGAAUCGUUCGUGCCGCACUCGAGUGAUCCUAAGCUGAGACUGUUCCGUGGAACACGAGCGAAAAUGCAACGCGAGGAGAGCGAGUAUCGUGUGAGCACGUGAACGAGGCCGUCUCGAUAUUAUUUUUCGACUCGACUGUUUAAUAUCUACGAUGAAAAAACGUUUUUAUGUGAAUAUUGCGUAAGGAAAGUCGUUGCGGCGUAAUCGACUCGCGUUGGAAUCGCGGCCAUAUAUCUAUUAAAAAUUUCACCGAUAAAAAAAUUUCGAUCGAUUUCCUUGCCAGUGGGUUGCGCAAUUGGCAAAAUAAUUAUCAGAAAAAUAAAUGCAGGCCGCGAAUCUCACGGGAAACAACGCUGCGACGGCGUCGCUCCUCCCGCCCCCUUUUUUUAUUCUCCAAUUUCUACGUGUUUAAUCGUUAAGCGAAAAACAGCUGAUAUCAGCGACAGAGAGGAUGCGAGAAGUAAAAUGAGAGGGAAAGGGGAAACGAAAAUGAAGUAAAAAGAAAACUACGGCGAUGCAGCGAAACGGUGAAGGGAAUCGAGUAUCGAACGCCGAUUAACGUUCGAGUUCGAUCAUUAAUUAAAACACGCAAUACGAUUUUCGACCGUGUGUACAUACCUAAGAGAACGAUAAUAAUGCGUGAGUGUGAAAUAAACACGUGAGAGACGAGUGAAACGAGCGAGAAACACCGGUGAGAACGAGACGAGUCGUGUUAAGCCUAGUCUAUACGACGCUUAAUUAACCGAGCGAACCGAUGAUCGACAGGGAUCGAGGGAUCCUUUCGUAGUGCCAUUUCUUUCUGCGUUUGUUUCUCUCGAGCACGUGAUAGGAGUCCUCGAUCGACACGGAUCGCCCUGGGAUAAGAGAAAAACGACGAGGCUAGAAUAAGUUUAUCGAGUAAGCUAAUAUAAGUUAUUUAAAAAAAAAAGAAGAAAAAAAGUAAACCGUUUAUUGAAGUACAUUGUUGCAACUGCCAUGCUGUGUGCCAUUAUAUAACGAGUCACGUUUGUCGUAAAAAGCAAGAAAAAAGAAAAAAAAAACAGUGUAAAAUGUGGAAUGAAAAAUCUCUUGCGCGCGUUCCCGUCUGUCUGAAUUUCUCCGUUACACCGCUUCAAAAAGGUGUCAUGGCCCGUUAGCCUUCGUUCUGCGUGCGAGACGUCGUUUUUUGCACAUUCUAAAACGCUAUAAAGGCACUGAAUAACGUAAAGCGACCAAAAAAUGAUAAAGCAUAGGCAAGGAAAUUCUACACGUUCAUGCCUCAAAACGCUUUUACACGAACCAUCUAACCAAAGUUCAAACAAUUUACAAUUAGUAUAUCUAUUAAGGACGAGAAUUCGAAGGUUUUCCCGAAGGAUAUAAAAAACUGAAGACAUUUUUCGGUAUAGCUUUUCGUAAGCUGGUUUCAAAGGACUCGCGUAUACUUGCCUAUGCGAACCGGCGUAUACAUUAUAUCAAAGAUCGAAGCACCAUAUAUAAAUAUGACUAUUAAUAUAUACAAACAUAUAUGUUACCGCGGGUGGGCACGUAUACGUUGUUUUCGUUGAAUCUCCCGAGUCUCCAUCGCAGACGAAGAGGAUUUUUCCAAUAAAAAAAAAAAAAAAAAGAAAGAAAAGAAUAUUAGAAAAGAA